AUGACAACACCACCAUAUCCCUUCCUGGGUGAGGCUGUGCCACAGCCCUCAUGGGUCUAUGGCCUCUCUCAGAUAACCAGCAGCCUUUAUAUAAGUAAUGCUGUGGCGGCUAACAACAGAUUCUUGUUGUCCAGCAAUCAUAUCACUACUGUCAUCAAUGUUUCAGUGGAAGUAAUCAACACAUUUUUUGAGGACAUCCAAUACCUAAAGGUACCGGUGACCGACUCUCCCAGCGCACGCAUCUACGAUUUUUUCGACCCCAUAGCUGAUCACAUCCACAGAGUGGAAAUGAAGCAGGGCCGCACGCUGGUGCACUGCGCCGCUGGCGUGAGCCGCUCCGCUGCUGUCUGCAUGGCCUUCCUCAUGAAGUACCACACUGUGUCACUGCUGGAAGCCCACACAUGGACCAAGUCAUGCCGCUCCAUCAUCCGACCCAACAACGGUUUCUGGGAACAGCUUAUUGAGUAUGAAUUCAAGCUGUUUUCCAAAAACACUGUACAGAUGAUCAGUUCUCCCAUGGGUAUGAUCCCAGACAUUUACCAGAAGGAGUUACGUUUGAUGAUGUCAAUGUGA
Messenger RNA from Molossus molossus (Pallas's mastiff bat), 573 nucleotides. RefSeq names its product dual specificity phosphatase 21 (gene DUSP21). The transcript has a single exon. Gene Ontology annotation, biological process: protein dephosphorylation. Lineage: Eukaryota; Metazoa; Chordata; Mammalia; Chiroptera; Molossidae. The record is from RefSeq and is a predicted model, not a curated record. Gene Ontology annotation, molecular function: MAP kinase tyrosine/serine/threonine phosphatase activity. The coding region runs from base 1 to 573 and encodes 190 amino acids.